CACUGUUGUACAGUCAGUGUCGCUAUGAAGGCAUAAAAGAACUAAAAGGAGCACGAAGGAGUGUGAAGUGAGAGGAAAAGUUGGGAGGGAGUUGGCAGUGUGUCAGGAGCAGACUCUUGAGCUCUGUACGGCGCAGAGCUGACGCACUAAAGCUCAGAGAGAGAGGGAGGGAGGGGAGAGAGACAGCAGUGGCCAGAUGGAGCUCUGUUUGUUUUGAAGUAGCUGACUGCUGCUGAGAGCAGGACAGACUGUCGGCACUGGUGUGCAUGAGGGGGAAAAACACAUCACACCCAGUCUGGGAGACAACAGGACAGCAAACUACUGUUUUCUGUCUGAGUGGACAGGCCUUCUGUUGUAGCUGUGCUGCUCAGUGUGGAGGCACUCUAUGCAGCUCAAGGUCAGGAAGAGCCAGCAGCAGCAGCCUCCAGGGACUACUCUAUCCAGAUCCUGGGACCCGCAGAGGCAGGUGGGCUUAACUUUGUAGUGAUGAACUCCCACUAUGGAGGGCUAUAGGACUCUGAAGAGGAUGUGAGGCCUGGACUGCUGGCGAGAACUCCCACGACAGCGUCAGAUCUCCCAGCCUGAUCCUGUGUCAGAGACUAAGGGAAUGGGCCCGGCCUCACUGCAGGAGGAGAGAGAAACGGGGAAAGAGCCCAAGGAGGAGAUGGAGAGCUACCGCUGCCUUCUGCAGGCUGGUUCCCAGCUGGAGAGCACUCUGCAGCAGGUGACUGUCCCUGUGAGUCUGAAGGAGGUGGGAGGCUAUAUAGAAAAACAAGUGGCAUACCUGUCAGGGGGCCGUGGGGAAGACUCCAGCGUCAUCAUCACCCUCCCAGAAUGCUCGGCUUUCAGUGACAUUCCAGAGGAAGCUUUAACCAAAGUCUUUACAUACCUCACUCUCAUCCCUCGAACGAGGCAACCCGGAGUUAAAUUCAUCAUCAUUUUAGACCGAAGACUGGACACAUGGGCCUCUAUCAAAACUGCUCUUGCCAGGAUAGCAGCUUCCUUUCCUGGGAACCUCCACCUGGUUUUGGUGCUCCGACCCACCAGUUUCUUCCACCGUACUGUUACUGACAUUGGUUUCCGCUUCAGCCAGGAGGACUUCAUGCUCAAGAUGCCAGUGGUGAUGCUGAGCUCUGUCACAGACCUGCUGCGCUACAUUGACGAAAACCAGCUGACAUCAGAGUUUGGAGGCACAUUGGACUACUGUCACAGUGACUGGAUUGUUUUACGAACGGCUAUUGAAAGUUUUGCUGUAACAGUCAAAGACAUUGCACAGAUGCUUCAGGGUUUCGGAACUGAGCUGGCAGAGACGGAUCUGCCAGAUGAAGUAAAAGCCAUUGAGUAUCUCCUCGAUUCUCACACCGACAAGUACAGAAAACUCAAGGAUGCAAUCAGGUCGGUGUCAAAGGAGGGCCGUCAUCUCCUCUCCAGCCUGGAGGCAACUGGGAAGGAGGAUGACUCCCAGUGGGAUGUGAAGCUGGACUGGGAGACAGUCCAGAGGCUUCUUGCCCAGCUCAGAGACAUGGAGUCAGCCUUUGAUGGCUUCUUUGAGAAACAUCAUCUGAAGCUCCAUCAGUACCUGCAGCUGCUCAGAUAUGAGCAGAGCUUUCAGGAGACUGAGCUAUGUCUGGAGCAUCUCAUGGCUCAGGAGAGGGAACUGUCCGUAUCUGUGAACACUCUGGCUCAAACUGAACAGGCUCUCAAGAAGCUGGACAAUGUAGAAUCUAAUGCACAGGAGGUGAUGGCUCGAGCCCAGAUCAUCAUCCUCCACGGACACCAGCUAUCAGCCGGUCACCACUAUGCCAUGGCUCUCAUUAUGCAGCGCUGCAACGAGCUUCGCCACUACUGUGACACACUUACUGCUGCUCUUAAAACUAAACACUCUCUUCUCCUGCAAACACACCAGCUGCUGCUUUGUCUUGGGCAGGCCCAAACAUGGUGUGACGAUGGAGCGUAUCUAUUGGCCAAUCAGCUCGUAGAUAAGUUCCAGUCGAAGGAGGGGGCCCAGGCUGCUUUGAGGGACAUUGAGAAGUUCCUGGAGGGGGCGCCGUCUAUGCUGAGCUCAGGAGUUGACAUUCUGGCCAUCGAGUACGAGGCUGUUAUCACACCUCAACUUCAGGACCAGAUUGGGAAAACGUUUGAGAAGCAUGCAGCAGUACAGCAGAUGAUCCAGAACCGACAGGCUUGUCUGAGGAAGCUGGCUGAUAAACACGUACGACCGGUCCAACUGGUGGCCCCCAGGCCUGAAAACCCACCGCGCUCCAAGUCCCCGCUCUUCUCCCCAAAGCAUGGUGAUGGUUUGAAGUUCACGUUCGACAUUUCUUUGCCUGGGAAGAAAACAUCCCGAAAGAGCCCCAACCCUAGGAAAAUAGAGGUGAUCCAUGACUACCAGGAGAGCCGGAGCUGUGUGUCGUACAGUCUGGAUGGAGACGACAGCCCAGAUCUGUUGAAGCGUCACGUGAUGAGGGAGCUCAUAGAGACUGAAAGAAUCUACGUGGAAGAGCUGCUGUCAGUGCUACUGGGCUACAGGGCUGAAAUGGACAACCCAGCCUUGUCGGGGCUUUUGCCACCAAUACUUCGCAGUAAGAGAGACAUUCUCUUUGGAAACAUGCCUGAGAUCUACAAUUUUCAUAGCAGGGUUUUCCUCCAGGACCUGGAAGGAUGCCUGGAGGCUCCUGAGGGUGUGGGAGCCUGUUUUCUGGAGCGGAAAGAAAGUUUCCAAAUGUAUGAAUGCUACUGUCAGAAUAAGCCACGUUCCGAUGCACUGUGGAGACAAUUCUCAGACUGUGGCUUCUUUCAGGAGUGUCAAAAAAAGCUGGAGCACAAACUGGGCCUUGAUUCCUACCUACUGAAACCAGUCCAACGCCUCACCAAAUAUCAGCUGCUGCUCAAGGAGCUGAUAAAAUACAGUACAGAUGUUGAAGGCACCUCUGAGCUGCAGGGGGCGCUAACAGCCAUGCUGGACCUGCUCAAAUCAGUCAAUGACUCCAUGCAUCAGAUCGCCAUCACAGGAUAUGAGGGUGACAUUUGCGAGCUGGGCCGAGUGUUGAUGCAGGGCUCCUUCAGUGUGUGGAUCAGCCAUAAGAAAGGUCCCACUCGCAUGAAGGAGUUGGCUCGCUUCAAGCCAAUGCAGAGACACCUCUUCUUGUAUGAGAGAGCUCUGCUCCUAUGCAAGCGAAGGGAGGAGCAUGGAGACGGCUGUGAUAAGACCUCCUCUUACAGCUUCAAGCACUGUCUCAAGAUGACUGCUGUGGGGAUCACAGAGAACGUCAAGGGAGAUGUGAAGAAGUUUGAGAUCUGGUACAGUGGCAGGGAGGAGGUGUAUGUGGUUCAGGCUCCUACGGUGGAGGUGAAGAUGGCCUGGCUCAAUGAGCUCCGAAGAAUUCUAACCAACCAGCAAAAACUGCUUAGAGAUGAAGCAUAUCAUCAUGGCCAAAUGGCUGAACACAUGCAGCUUUCUCCGCCGCUCCCUGAGAGCAAACAGCAGAGAGCGUCAGUGAGCUCAGAGGACACUGAGUCAGGGAGGAGCAGUCCAGACCCCCAGCCACACUCUCCUAAACACCAGCACAACCGUAGGAGUUGGCCCGGAGCUCAUCACUCGGUAGACAUCUGCGAGGGUCUGGAGGAGUGGCCUGGAGGUCGGGACGGUUUCCACCCAUCUGACACAGAGGACGAGGUUUUGGUGCAUCUGUCUCCAGGCAGAUACAGGGCUUUAGCUGACUGUCUCCAAAAUGGACCAGACAGCAUCACGAUCAAAUGUGGAGACGUCAUCCAACUACAAUUUGAAGACAACAGGGGGCGCUGGCUGGUGAAAAAUCUGAGUCGGCGACAGGAGGGUUUCAUAGCAGCUGCCAGCCUGAAGCUGAUUAUAGGAGACAGCAGCCGAGAACACUCCUCCAGACUAGGGGUCUGUGUAUUUUCUUGUAGACCCGGGGAACCUGAAGGCAAGAAAGCUCAGCUCCCCUUAGAGAAGAAAGCACAGAAUGUGAAUCUAAUAUUUACCUGUGGAUGAUGAACAGACAGGAAAAAACAGACUGAGUCAUAGCUGUCUCAUAAGUGAUGCACUAUCAGCCACCCUCUCUUCACCUCCCAGUGCUGUCUGCUUUCUUCAGAGUUCAAUCAUUAGGGAGAAAAGUGUGGGACUCCACAGACCUGAUUUUUCUUCGUGGCUUUGACUGAUGAUCUUCUGAAGUUUUCUGACAGUGAAAGUGUGCAGAAGCACCAGCACAAAUGCACGGGAGAUGCCCCCUUCUGGACAAUCAACGGCCUGGUACAGCUGGAUCCUGUUUGGUCUUCCUCUUUUCUGAUCGGUGAUCAAUAUCUUGUCCCUCUGGCGCUCCACCUGCAACGCAUGCAGUCAAGAUGUGAGUUUGCAGCCGUGGAUCACUUCACAACCUGUGGACUCUUCAUUCCAGCUCAUUCUUGACAUGACAGUGUCUCUGAGUGCUUGAGUGUUUGUCUGUCUGGUGCCGGAUGGAUGCUAAUCCAGGAUUUGCCUGAAACAUUUCUUAAAAACGGAGACUGCUGUACAUAAACUGUAUCAUUUUUAACAUUUACUGUACCUCAGUGUUUCAUCUUUGUGUAGUUGGUUGACAUUUUUCCAUUGAAAUACUACAUCGUGUUUUUCUUACAUCUCGUUCUUUCGGCACCACUCUUCUGUACAGUCUGGGAGUUAAAAUGCCAAAAUGUGCCAUGCCAUAAUGCCUUUUUAUUCCUGCUCUUUUAGAGUCUCUUCUAUGUACUGUUUGCAAAAUCAAAAACCCUGUUCUUGUUUUAAACUGACCUCACAAAUAUUCAACAGGCACUUUACAAGGGUGGAAGGACAAUAGAGGGUGAAAUCCACCUAUUGUCUACUGAAUGUGUUCUUUGCUUGCUGCUUUUCCUCACCUACUGUGUACUUCCCCUGAUUCUAGCUGUUAUUUCCUUUGUUUAUUCUUGAAUGUAUGAUGCAGGGGGAGACAUACCCCCUACAUGCAGGCAGCGGUUGACAUGUCAGUGAUGGUAAUCUAAGACAGAGACGGACAUGAUGAAGAUUGAUGGCAAUGUAUUCCUCUGUGUGUGCCGUAGACAAAUGGGAGGCGUGUGCCACAGAGCGCAAAAUACUGUCAUUUUUCUUCAGCAUCUUUUGGGAGCCGACUGUCAGUCACUCACAGGAAAGUGAGGAAGAGAAUCGUAGGGAAAGAUGAUGCUGUGCUUACGCCUUCAUCACCGAGGCAGAUGGUUUCCUCCUCAGCAUUACAGCUCAGUUAAUCUUGAGCUCCCCAUUAAAAGGGAUCAUACAGCCAACAUGAAAUAUACCCUCUGUGUCGAACACUUAAUUAAAUAUUGAUUGCAGACUUAUAUGAAUUUACCACAUCAAAUUGAGGCCCCGGUCUGAAGGCUGCCUUUGAUACGCUGCGUUUGAUAUGGAAAUGAGUCAAGAAAGCAGCAGGGACCGCUGCACACUACGUAUUUCCUAUGUUGUUAAUUUAUUUAUUUUGCUGUCAUGUUGUUCCUUCAUAUUGUGAGGUAUCUGUGUAGUCCCAAAUGAAAUAAUGUCUCCAUAUAUUUACAGGAGCUAUGCUUGACUCUGCUACAACACCCUCCUUUGUUUUUCCUUUCGGCUCAUAUAACGCGAUCAGAUGGUUUCUUUGUCAUUUCAAUCCAAAAUGCUGCAGAAUUUGCACAGUUUUUCCAGGUUGGAAAACAAAAAGCCUGCUUGAAAUAUUACGUAUUCCAAUGAGCCAAGUAGCCUAAGCUUGUUGCUGAACUUUUCUUUUAAUGAAAAUGCAUGGCAACUGCACACCGGCCGGGUUUGUAUUAUUAGACAGUCACUGCUCUACACUGUUUAGUUUUUGUUUUUUGUACAACUUUGGUUCUGUGAAAACAAUCCAAUGAAGGUAAGAUUUAUUGCAAUAAGUGUUUUUUUUUUUUUAAAUAAUGGAAAUAACUGUUGUUUUAACAUGGUGUUAUGUUUGGCUGAAAACUAAGGCUCGUCUUUUUCACACACCCUUGUUUAAUCUAUUAUUUCUGUAUUCUUGUUUCACUGGAAGCUGGCUUAUGCAAUAAACUUAUGCAGACUCUG
Acanthochromis polyacanthus (spiny chromis) is the source of this 6064-nucleotide messenger RNA. It is a transcript of the gene mcf2a, whose product is annotated as MCF.2 cell line derived transforming sequence a. NCBI's taxonomy places the organism in Eukaryota, Metazoa, Chordata, Actinopteri, Pomacentridae. Gene Ontology annotation, molecular function: protein binding; guanyl-nucleotide exchange factor activity. Gene Ontology annotation, cellular component: cytoplasm. The transcript is spliced from 30 exons. The record is from RefSeq and is a predicted model, not a curated record. Gene Ontology annotation, biological process: dendrite development; intracellular signal transduction. The coding region runs from base 608 to 4012 and encodes 1134 amino acids.